GCAGUACGGUUUACCGAGUUUAUUCGAAAACCAACAAUCGGACGGAACGGUCAUAUUUUUGGGGGAUUUUGCUCGUUUCGUGUCUGUUUUGCCACUCGAGUGUAAAGAAAUUUUUCCGUUUCCACACGCAGCGGUGCGUCGGGAAAUUCGCGGCGCCGAUGUGAAUAAAUAUUAUACAAAUAUAUCAAAGUUUCUAGUGCAGAAACCAGUUCGUUUCGAGUGUGCCUAGAGAGCUAAAUGUGCUGCCGCCCAUUUCCAAAUUAGAAUCAAUAAACAAAAAAAAAAAACUGGAAAUAAGAUCAGUUCUCGAUCCGAACAAAAAAAAUUAAUAAAGUCACGAGGAAAAUGAAACCAAAGCAGAAGAUAUCAACUCUACCGAUGGCGACAAGCGGCAACCUUAUGUUGGCUGGAAUGCUUAUGAUUCUGGGACUUCUGGUGGCCUCCAUCCAAGCCAUCGAUCAGAAAUCCGUAAAACCAUCGGCGGCAGCGCCAUCAUCGUCACAUGAUCCUCCAAUCUAUAUCGACGAUGACAGCCUUGAAGGAUCUGGUGGACGCGGCGGGAUUCACGACGAUCUAGAGAAAGAUCCGGACUAUUCUGGCUCUGGUUUUGGACCCGAUGACGAGGACGCCGAGCCCGAUCACCAUUCGCACGGUUCGCACAACUCGCAGCAUUCGCAGAACGUCGGCGGCGGUGCCAGCAUAAAUACAGCUCAUACACCAACACAAACCUCAUCCACAAUCUCGACACCAACGACUUCGAAUUGGACAACAACCACCUCAACAACAACCACAACAGCAACGCCAACAACCACCAGCACAUCAUCCACUACAACAACAACAACCACAACGGCAGCAACAACAAACAACAAUGGUCCAACGAACUCUAUUUCUGGCCAGAAUACUACCGAUGUCUUCUACCAACCUCAGAUGCCCACUUUCGAUCCCAAUGUGGACACUGAGGGCAGUGGUAAUGGCCAUGACGACGAUGACUACGACAACGGCGAUGACUUCGGUGGUGAGGAUGACGAAGACGACGAGGACAAGGACGAUUAUGAUGAUGCGGACCGCACCAUCGAUGGUCCUGCCACUAGAACUGACGAUGAUGUGAAGCCAGAAGACGAGAUACCCACCCACCAGCCGGACUUGAACGAAGAUUACAAGGAUACCAUCGAUCUGGACGAGGAUCCCAAAAAAGAGGAUGAAGUUACGAAUGUUGGUGGUGCUGCUGGUGGUGCUGUUGAUGUCGUUUCUACCAGAACUGAAUUUGAUCCCAUAUUUGGCCGUGGCAACGAUGGAAGUUCGAACCCAGAGCGCGAACCGGGCACAGGUGGCAACAGCAACGUCCACGCCUUGGACCCCAACACGAACGUGAACAGCCAGCCCUCCGACACAAAGAGCAUCGAUCACAGGGGCAACGGCAACGAGGUUGUCAUCAUGAGCGAGGACGAUCGCACGUCGAGCUUCUUCUCGCAGCCCGGCAUCCUGGCUGCUGUCAUUGGCGGAGCCGUGGUCGGCCUGCUCUGCGCCAUACUGGUGGUGAUGUUCAUUGUCUACCGCAUGCGGAAAAAGGACGAGGGAUCCUACGCCCUGGAUGAACCCAAACGCUCUCCGGCCAACAAUUCGUAUGCGAAAAAUGCGAAUAAUCGCGAGUUCUACGCCUGAGAUAAUGGCACGUCGCGCAGGUAUUAAGUUGGCCACGGCUGCAGGAGCAAAUCGGAGGGGAUAGACUCUGGGUGUGGUGGUGAGGCGAAAGGAGCGGAAGCGAUAGAGUCGGUAGCUCAACUGGAUACACUGUGCGGAGUGCGGAGUGGUAGUGCAAUGUCAUCAGCAACCCACUGAACCAUGGAACUAACACAAAAAAUAUUGAAAAUCUUUCAAACAUUUUCAAAUCAUACAAUUUUUCGUGAGGGGUAAAAUACUGAAUAAUAACAACCAACCAAUUGGCGAAAUAAUAACGAAAACUAAAAGGAAAGGAAAACUUACCUAUAAGUUUAUGCAAAAAGGCAUACACAUGACAGACAAGACGAUUCUCUGCGUGUGUGGAUGUGUGUAUGCAAAUUUUCUAAUUAAGUAAGUUUUAAGCGACAAAAACAAAGGCAAAAAAAAACAAAAACAAAAUGCAAAAAAAAUCAAACAAAAAUAUCAAGUAUAAUUGCAAUGAAAUCAUGCGAAAUUGAAUAUAUAAAUAAUAUAUUAUAUAUAUAUAAAAUUAUAAAUAGUGAAACCAAUAUAAGGGCGGGCAAAAUUAAGCGAAUUAAUUAUGAAUUACGAGUAUGUAGAGAAAAAGCAGGUGGAGAUGAUGGAAGAACUUGAAUAAUACCUAUUAUAAUAAUAAUAAUAAUAAUAAUACACACACACACGCGCAUUCAACUACAUAGAUGUAAAAGGAAACUUUCGUGCAUAUUGAAUAUAUAAAUGUAUUGAUUAUAUAUGUUAGCUGAAUAACGAAAGCGAAUUGGAUACAUCACGGUUAUCUCUCAAAUCUCGAUAGACCCCUCUUCGAAGCCACAUAACUGAUUAAUUUCCAUAACCAAUUCUCACCAUAGAUGCAGAUAGCAGCAGAAAGCAAGUCCAUUGAAAAUAAAUAUAAUUAUGAAUUGUGCGGCACAUAACAAACGGAAAUCGAUGCAUAAAUGUUUUUAAGUUAAUACAUAAGAAAAACUAUGUAAUUAUUAGUGUAAUUCCUAAAACAAAACGAUGAAAAAAAAACGAAAAACGAAAAAAAGCGAAAAGAACAGAAUAUGAACAACACACUCUGAACCUUUCUGGCAAAACCAAAAACCAAAAAACUGAAGAAAAAACUUAAAUGAGGAUUAACAAUUUCUACUUUUUUCUAGAAAACAUACAAACAAUGAAAAACACAAAACCUUUGAAUAUUUAUUGAAUGAAAUUAAAGGAAAAUGGAAUAUAGGAAAUGGAAAAAUGGAAAAAAAAUGAAAUGAAAAUCGUUAUAAAAGCAAUUGUACAUUAAUUUGGGUUUCCCAUUGGGUUUUAGAGUUAUACGAGAUAUCCUUCGCUUGACUCAACUGCUUCUUCCAUGGCUAAGAAUCAAAAUCGGAUUAACGCAUUGAAUUAUUGUGCAUUUAUUUAGUUUUUACGUUCGCUGUCAUUGACAAUUGUUUAGUUUUGCAAGCAAAAUACAAAAAAAUGCGAAGUACGAACAACAUCGAUAACAACUAACAACCGACAACUGCAACAACCAGCCACAGAUCAUACGAAAAACAAGCAAUAGUAAAAAUUUAUUGUUAAGUUUACAAGGCAGACAAAACAUCAAGAACAACAAAUACAAAAACAAUUAAAAUGACAGCAGUCGAGCAAUAUAAUGUUAAACCCCCUCCAGUACCCCUUAAUAAACAAAAAAAAAACACACACAACGUACACUCCAACCUCUUAAUCAACAAAUUAGCUGCAAUACUUGUUUAAUUGUUAGUCAACCAAUAUUCUCUCCAACUCUCAUGCCAUAUUUUCAUUGCGAAAAAAAAAGUUAUGAAAAGAAAAGAAAAAAAAACAAAAAUCAAAAACUAAUAUAUAUCAUAUAAGUAUAUAAUUAGCAACAUAAAUCAAUUGUGUGUGUAACUGUGUAUAAUGCAUAAAUAAUAAAUUAAACAUACUCCUACAUUAAAAACAAAGGGAUAUUUCAAACAACACCCCCCUAUCUCUCCUCUUGAAACUGAAACUUACACAACACACACCACACACACCCACAACACACAAAACAGAAACAAAAACAAAUACGAAACAAGCAAAAAAAUUGAAAUUAAACAAGAACCACAAAGCCAGAGCAGCUACAAGAACUUUAACAAUUUUCUGACUACAACUUUUUCUACACUGUAAAAAACGCAACCGCAUCUUUUUUGAUAUGUACACGUACUAUGUUUCACUCUCGACCCAUAGUACGUUGUUGUCAUAUUUUACAUCAAAUUUUUUGCUAUUUUGUAAGCGUUUAGUUUGUUAGUUUUUUUAAAAUGCGCUGAAUGUACUGAGAAAUUGGUUUUGAUUUGCUAAAUAAAACUGGUAUGAAACUAAUUUAAAACAAAA
Molecule: messenger RNA, 4038 nt
Organism: Drosophila ananassae
Lineage: Eukaryota; Metazoa; Arthropoda; Insecta; Diptera; Drosophilidae
Gene: Sdc
Product: syndecan
Exons: 7
Coding region: 346-1662 (438 amino acids)
Biological process (GO): cell migration
Cellular component (GO): membrane; cell surface
Source: RefSeq, a predicted model, not a curated record